AGAGACUGAUAAAACAAAAGAGUUCAGUUUCAGGGCUAUUCAAAGGUCUCCUUCUUGGAGUCAGGAAGACUUAAGUUUAGAUCAUGGUAGAAACUAUCUAUGUGACCUUGCACAAGUAACUUGGCCUGUUUCUUCAAUGAUAAAAUAGGGAUAGUAAUGGGACCUACUUUUCAAUAUUGUUGUGAAGACCAGGUGAGAUAAUGAUUUUAAAAAGCACAGUUCCUGGCACAUAAAGGUCUAUAUAAUUAUUUCCUUUCUCCUUUAGAUAUCUAAGGCUUGUGUGCUCUGAGAUUUAGAUAUAUUAUUGGUCUUGUGGCCAGAGAACUCGGGCAUUAUAAGACUUUAAAUAAUGGAGCACCUUUAGAGGGCUCCAGAAAAUGGAAUUGGAAGGAAAACUUGCCUCUCCAUAAAAAGCAAAUAAUAAUUCCUGCCUUAUUUGUCUUGUAAGUUCUUUGAAAAACUGAACAUAUAACAUAGACAAAGGAUAUUUUCAUAGCAAUAAGAUUUGAAGCAAGGUGGUUUCCUUGACAAUCAUAACCUCUAGGCCAUGAUUGAAAGGUCUCUGGGUAAACCUGCUUCCCAUUGUCUUCUUUGCCAGGUGAACUUUGGGCCUAUCCCAGAUGGAGCCUGGGUGACUUCUUUUCAAGAUAGCUACCAUGAUGCCCCACUGAAGAUUGUGGGGAUAAAGUGGGAGUUCUCUCCUGUCCCCUUCCCAUGGUCAGCUCCCCAAUGGCCUGGGUGAGAGCUGACCAGCUGUUUUGACAUCAUGGGAAGCUGCCUUGGCUGCCUCUACAGAGACAGUAUACCAAAUAACCAUCCUACUAAAUUCAAGGUAAUAAACGUGGAUGAUGAGGGAAUGGAGCUGGGCUCUGGGGUGAUGGAGCUGACCCAAAGGGAGCUGGUGCUGCACCUCCACAGGCGUGAUGCUGUGCGGUGGCCCUACCUCUGCCUGCGGCGAUACGGCUUCGACUCCAACCUCUUCUCCUUUGAGAGUGGCCGGCGCUGCCAGACAGGACAGGGCAUCUUUGCGUUCAAGUGCUCUCGGGCUGAGGAGCUCUUCAACCUCCUACAGGAUCUGAUGCAGUGCAAUAGCAUUAGCGUGAUGGAAGAGCCAGUCAUUGUCACUCGGAGCAGCCACUCAGCCGAGGUUGGCCUGCCCCAGACCCCUCAUGCUGCUAAUGCUCUGGGCUACACUGUGUCUGGCUUCUCUAAUGGCUUCCCCAAUUUCCCUGGAGAUGGCCCGCCAUAUUCCACUCCUCGUCCUGCUUCUAUGAGCAGCUUGCGACAUUCUUCCCUUGGAGAGGAGUCCACCCAUGCCCUUAUUGCCCCUGAGGAGCAGUCCCAUACCUACGUCAACACACCUGGAAAUGAGGAAGACAGAAGAGGCCGGCGCUGCCUACAGCCUUUGCCUGAGGGUCGGGUAGGGUUCCCUUCGAGGGCUCGAAGCUGUGUCCUAGACAGCCGAGACCCCAAGGUGUUCCUGCAGCCAGGUCAGGUGAAGUUUGUCCUGGACCCAAGCUCCACACUCCGUCAUGUGGUGAAGUGUCAGGGUUAUUGUGGCAGCCCUGGGCCAGAAUGUGGGAGUCCUCUCUGCCCUGGCCAGCAGGGUGGACCAGCCCACAACAACAACAACGAGUGCCCGGCUGAGUGUCUGGCUCAGCCCAAGUGUACGUAUGAGAACCUCACUGGUGGGGGGCUGCCCCGUGGUGGGAAUUGGAGACUGAGCCAAGAGGAGCUGAGCUGGAAUGGCUUUUCACAGCGGCGGGCAGCUCUUCUACACUAUGAGAACCUGCCUUCACUGCCACCUGUGUGGGAGAGCCAGGCUCACCAGCCAGGAGAUGAGGAUGAUGGGGACUCCAGAGAUGGGCUGACCCCUUCCUCCAAUGGCUACCCUGAUGGUGGUGAUGAGGAUGAGACCCCACUCCAGAAUUACAUAAAUGCUCGGGCUGCCCCACGAAGUCACAUCAACUUUCCUGUGCCACUGUCCCGCCGGCGAGGGUCUCCUCGAGUAUUCAACUUUGAUUUCCGUCGACCAGGUCCAGAACCACCCCGACAGCUGAACUACAUUCAAGUGGAACUGAAGGGCUGGGCUGGGGACCACCCCAAGGAGCACCAGAGUCCCCCAGCUCCUCGUCCUCCAGUGCCCUCUGCCUAUCCCACCCGCCGGUCAGAUUCCUACGCUGUGAUUGAUCUUAAAAAGACCGCAGCAAUGUCCAGCCUACAAAGGGCGCUACCCCGAGAUGAUGGCACUUCCCGGAAAACCCGCCACAAUAGUACUGACCUGCCACUGUAGGGAGAGGCCCACUCAUCAUGGCCCAGAGUGUGCCUUCCUAUAGCCCUCCUCUUCCUCUUCCAUCUCCAUCCAAGGAGAUUUUAGCCAUUGGUUCCCAAUGUUCCUGGAUCCAUUUUCCUUAACUCCCCUCUAGAGGGUUUGCUGCUGCUUUGCUGGAGGGCACUGGGGCUGGGAGCAUCAUACCCUGAUGCAUGCUGGGGUUCACCAAGAUACAUACUACUGGGCUUGGGGUCUCCUGGAGUCAGCCUUCUGGGAAGAGCGUAUUGGGAGAGGAGGGAGCAAAGCUGUGAACUGUGAAAAGAGAUCAUUUGUGAUCACAUUUGAAGCUACUCAAUUAGGUGUCUUGUCUGUCUUUUUUUUUUUCUGUUGCAGUUUUGGAAGCAUUUUGUACUUUGAUUUAUUUAUCAGUUUAUUUUUCUAUUUAUUGUUUUAAAUGUUAUUUAACAUAUUUAUUAAUUAUUAUUAUUAUUAUUAUUAUUUUUAAAUCCUGGCUCUGUGGAUGAUGUUACCCUUGUGUUGGAGUUCCUUUCUGGGGAGGGGAUGGAAUUUGGGAAAGUCUUCUUGGGUUAGACCUGGAGGGCUCUUGAAGGAAGGCUUUUCAAGGAAGCCCAGGCAGCUCUGGGUUAUGUCUUAAGGGCUAUGAUUAUUUCUUAUUUUCCUCUUAAGGGAUCCUGACCCAGAAGUUGCCUCGACACUGUCUCAUUAAAGUCUGGCUAACAGAACAACAGCUGGGACCCUCGGUAGAGAAAGGGAAUCUCCUUUCGUGAAUGACCUUGUAUGUAGUUCAUUAGAACAAGCAUUUAAUAAGUGCCUACUGUAUGCCAGACAUUGUGCUCGGUGCUGGGGAUACAAAGACAAAACAGAAACAAAUCCCUUUAGGGAGGUGUUGAGGAAGGAAGGAACAACAUGUAUAAAAAUAAUUCAGUAUAAAAUGUACAUAAAUUUAAUACCAAGUCAUUUGUGGAGAGCAUUAACAAUUUGGGUUGGGAACUAAAGCUUGAAAAGGGCUGGGGAUAAGGCCAAAGUAAGGUGGGGAUAGCCCUGGGGGCAUGGGAGAUGUCCUCUGUUUCCUCUCUGACAGCCCCAGCUCUUCCCCUGACUUCCCAUUUCUCUUAUGCAGGUUUUCCUGUUUAACCAGAGUUAAAGCAGCAGCAGCAGCAAUUGGGGGUGGGCUUGGACUUGGGACCCGGGUUCAUAUGCAGACUCUGCUACUGCCUAUAUGACUUGAGACCUCAGAUGCUAUUCUAUAAAGUGAGGGAGGUGGGAUGAGCUGGGAGAUGGACGAGAUGAAGUAUAGGGUCCCGUCUAACUCGAAUUUCCGAUCUAAGCACCUGAGGCCUGGGGGGGAGUAUCAGGAGGGCACAGCCAUCUCCUGUCCUCUUUGUACCUCAGUUUCCUCACCAGGCCUGAACCCUGAUAAUGACAGAGUUCCUAUUUCUAGAAGGCUUUAGGCUUGUCCAAGUGUUCUCAUUAUAGCCUUGUGAAGGUGGCAGCGCCAACACCACCACUGCCGUUGCUAAAACAAUGAAGACCUAGAGAGACGAAGGCCUUCCUCCUGCUGGGAUAGGAAUUCCGGUCCCCCGACUCCAAGCCCAGUGAUGUUUCCACUAAACCACACUGCCUCUCCAAUGGAGCUGAAGAGAAGCCCAAAUCAUCCUCAGUAAUGAAGAGGAAACGGGCCCGAGGAGCCCCAGAUACACCCACCGGGAAUGGAGAGGGGCGCUGUUCAAGCUCAACCUGGCCUCGCUCCCCUGCCCACAUCCACAACUGCUUAUCUUCCCCUCUGAAAAAGGGCAGGGGAUUCCAAAUGGGAAGACUUGGGUUUGAGCACGGGCUCUUUCGAGAGGCAUCUUGACAUGGAAAGAGCUAGAUGGCCUGUAUACAAAUGUUGCUUGGCAUAAUGGGAAGAGCACUGGUUCUGCCAUCAGAGAACCUGGAUUUAAGUUUCAUCUUUGACGUUUAUUACCUGAGAGAUCCCAAUGAAGUCACUAGACCUCAGUUUCCUUAUAUAUAAAAUGAGAACAGUAUUUGCACUAUUACCUCUGUGUGAUGAGGCAAGUGCUUUGUUAACUGUUCAAAGUGCCAUAGAAAUGCGAGCCAUUAUCACUUGUGUUAUUUGGGAUAAGAUAGAGGCGGCCAGAUGGCUGAGUGGAUAGAACACUGGACUUGGAAUCAGGGAGACCCAAGUUCAAAUCCUACCUCAGACACUUACUAGUUGGACAACUUAGCCUGGGCAAUUCAUUUAACUUCUUUCGCCUCAGUUUCCUUGUCUGUGAAAUAAGGGAAUUGGACUCAAUGGCAUUAAAUGUCCCUAAUUCUGUGGUCCAUAAUUCUGUAAGUUCCAUCACAUCUCUGAGCCUCAGUUUCUUUAUCUGUAAAAUGGAGUUGAACUAAAUUUCUAAACUUCCUUUGAGCCUUAAAUCCUAUAAAUUUGUAAGCAGUG
Antechinus flavipes (yellow-footed antechinus) is the source of this 4736-nucleotide messenger RNA. It is a transcript of the gene FRS3, whose product is annotated as fibroblast growth factor receptor substrate 3. Bases 767 to 2293 code for a protein of 508 amino acids. Gene Ontology annotation, biological process: cell surface receptor protein tyrosine kinase signaling pathway. Lineage: Eukaryota; Metazoa; Chordata; Mammalia; Dasyuromorphia; Dasyuridae. Gene Ontology annotation, cellular component: cytoplasm. The record is from RefSeq and is a predicted model, not a curated record. The transcript has 6 exons.